This is a messenger RNA of Suillus plorans, 570 nucleotides long. RefSeq lists its product as uncharacterized. The coding region runs from base 1 to 570 and encodes 189 amino acids. The transcript is spliced from 2 exons. The record is from RefSeq and is a predicted model, not a curated record. Lineage: Eukaryota; Fungi; Basidiomycota; Agaricomycetes; Boletales; Suillaceae.
AUGCUACACUCUUUUAUUAGGACUGCGAAGCUUCGCUGUUGGCUCAGUCGAGCAGAUUGUCCGCCGGCUAUUCAGGAGUGCAAAGUUCUGUUUGACAGAAUGUAUGCUCCCAAGAGCGCUACAAGCCUCGACGAAGAACUUGCUGAAGAUCCCUUGGACGACAGUGCGGUAUUGCGUGCAAGACUAAAAUUUAACGGUAUUAUCUACAGCAGAGCCUCAACACAUGUUGGAAAUAGUCAGGUUCUUUUUUAUCCUCAGGGUGACCGGUUAUCAUCUCCUGUCCCUGGCAGUAUUCAACAUAUCUAUGCUAUGCCCACAGGUGAACUGGUGUUUGCUUUACACAGACAGCUCCCAUUCGAUCAUCACGACACUAUUGAUCCAUUUGCUGUGUAUCCUGAUUUUCCUGCAAAAUUGUAUUCAUCAAGCUUCAGUAGUCACUUAGAAAACGUCAAGGUAUCUUGGGUUGUUAGUCACUUUGCUCGAUGGGAGAUUUUGAGUGAUCGUGUUGUCAUUCUAUCUCUAUGUCGUGUAAGUACAGUCAUUCCUAAAAUUUUGAGCAUCAGCGUCUGA